AUGACUAUUCCCAGGAACAAAAACUACCCUUUUCACAAUCCCGCUGCUGCUACCGCAACCGCUCGCGUCCUCCGGUUCCAGCGCAACCAGUUCAAUCAAUGGAACCUCGUACCUGUCUACGUCCCACGGCCCAGACCCAGACCAAGAAACAGGAGCAGGACCAAUCGCAGAAAACCUGUUGAGUACAUGUCUCUUGGCGAGAAGGUGAUAUGUACAGUACAUACAUACAUUUGGAUGGAUCUGACUUUGUCCCAGCAAGUAGAGUUACGUCGGCAGAAGCUCGUGCUGCAGAGAGAGCGCGCCAUGAUCGUCCAUCGGGAGAAGAAGAUUGCUGUGCUGGAGCAGGCGAUUGCUGAGGAGGAGAAUGAGCUGUUGCGGAACGAGCAGUGGCCCGGCAUGUUCACUUUCAGAAAGGACGACAGAUGGCCGGCCAGGGAGAUGAAAGAAGAAAAGGAAGAAAAAGAGAAAGAAAAGGAAAAUGUGGAAGAGACGAAGAAGAACUAUUACUACGACUACUACUACUACGACCAAGAUAACUACGAUGAUUCGUGGCCGGAGUAG
This is a messenger RNA of Rasamsonia emersonii CBS 393.64, 561 nucleotides long. RefSeq lists its product as uncharacterized. The transcript is spliced from 2 exons. The record is from RefSeq and is a predicted model, not a curated record. Lineage: Eukaryota; Fungi; Ascomycota; Eurotiomycetes; Eurotiales; Trichocomaceae. The coding region runs from base 1 to 561 and encodes 186 amino acids.